AUGCAGAUCACUACACUGGAGCAGGUGGCUGCAUGGCUGCGGGAGAAUAAUUGUCCAAUGACAUCUAUGGAGUUAUACUAUGAAUGGCGUAAUGUCCAUCAUGAGAGUUAUCAGCCAUUUCUUGAUAUUGCUGUGGCUGCUGCUGAAGAAGAAGAAGAAAAAGAAAAAGAAGAAAAGAAAACCCAUCAGAUAUCAUUAUCAUUAUCAUUAUCAUCAAAUACCUUCUCUACACAACAACGUGAAGGAAUAGUAAAAGAUACAGAAGAUUCAAAUACAUUAAUGGAACAGGCUCUAGUAGAUUUAUUAAUAAAAUAUGGAGAAGAAAAAGGAAUAACAGCCAUGUCAAGAGCCGUAAAGAAAGCAGCUAUACAACUUCAACAAGAUCAUUCCAGUCAUUCGCAAGAAGGAAGUUCUCAUCAUACUUCUAUUGGUACGGGUAUUAGUACAAUUACGAAUACAACGAUUACAAUGAAUUCAAGGGCAAAUAGGAUGUCUAUACAUAAUGAUCAAUCCACAUUGGGGACUCAACGCUUGGGGGAUUCAUCACCUUUAGGAAAAGAAAAUAAUAAUAAUAAUAGUAAUAGUAAUAACGUGAUUACUAUACUAGAACAGAAAUUACAUCAAAUAGAGGAUGAACGCACCAACACCACAAAUAUACUUUCUGAAAGACUUCCAAUGUUAAUACGUGUAGUAGAUCCUAUGCAAAAAGAUAUACUUAUUCCACUUAUUAGUUUAAAUGCAACUCUUAGUAAUACCACAGCUGGAAAAGCCGCUUCUCGUCUUUUACUUCUUACACUUUACACACGUCCAAAUCGUGAACAUCGUGCGAUAGUUUCAGAAGCAUGGGCAAGAGCUUUAAAAGAUGAUUCCUCUUCAUUAUCUGAAAAUGAAAUCGUACCAGAGUUAUUUAAUUUAGCAAAUGCAAAAUCUGUGGAAAGACGUAUUUUAGCAUUAAGUUGUUUAGAUGCUGUGGCUCCUUAUCUCACAAAUAGUCCUUCUCAACGACGGUCUAUUUGUCAGGGUUUAUUAUUUCCACUUAGUAAAGAUGAGUCUAGAACGGUACGGUGUCAUGUUGUUCAAUGUCUUGUGGAUGUUUGGCCUAAAAUAUCAGAUAAUGAUAAUUCUUUGGAAUUUGAUAAGAAACAACAACAACAAGAAGAAAAUAAUAAUAAUAAUAAUAAAGAUGAUGAAGAAGUGGAUUUAUGUCUCUCUUACUUUGUAGAAUUACUCCUACAUCUCGCUUUACAUGACUCCAGUCUUACUGUACAAGGUCGUGCUUUUCAAAGUUUACGUUCUCAACUUCUUUCAAGUCAUGUCCCUCGUCGUCUACUUCUUACUCGUAUUAUUCCUUUAUUAUUAUCAUUUCUCGAAAGAGAAUCUUAUGUAGCUGGGACUAUGGAAUCUUCUUUACAAUCUCUUCCACUGGGGAGUAAAACCACUCCCGUUACGGCAAAUACACCUACACCUACUACACCUACACCUACGAGUUCACCUGGUACGGCUGGUAUUGUGGGAAAGAAAACAGAUACGGUAGUUACUGUGAGUAUUAAGAAUACAUUAGUACUUGCCAGUUUAAUUGGAGAUAUACUUCGCUAUGCAAGAGAAGGUGGUGAGGAUGAUAAUGAGGAUAAAAAUAAAACCACUUCCUCUGGAGAUGGUGUGAUGCCUUCUGUUUUUGAAGCCUAUCUACGCGUGGUAUUACCUUCUACAUGUGCUUUGAUAUUAUGUAGUCUUGAUCAGGAAACAACAGAUACAUCUAUUUGUGCUGUGGCAUCUGCAUUAGCUGUGAUGAUUCCAGCUUUACGUUUAUCUCAAUGGAAACGUGUUCGGGCUUUACUUGGUUUAACACUUACAGAAGCCCUUCAAAUUGUUCGUAGUGGUAAUAUGGAUGAUAAUACUACUACUACUACUAUUAGGACUCCUACUAUUAGUAGUAAUAGUACGACUGCUGCUCUUCCUAUUAUCUCUAGCAUUAGUGGUUUUUAUAAUAAUAGUAGUAAUAAUCCUACUACUACUACUACUACUACUACUACUACAAAUAAUAAUAAUAGUGUGAGUGGAUUUACACCUGGUAGACCUGUUGCUGGUGUUUCUAUUACUAGUCGAAGAGAUAUUUUAUGUCGUGAUGGAUGGCGUCGACGUCAAAUGUGUUUUUUAUUUGCAUUUCUUACUUGUGUGGCUGGUGGAAAAGAUGCGAAUGGGAAGGCGGUGUCUAUAGACGCUGCGACUAUUGCCAAAGAUGCGGCUUUACUCUUACGAGAAACCCUUAUGAUGGCGAAAGAAGAAUGUGAUAAAAUGAUACAUGGAGGAAGACAAGAGAAAAAGGGGAAAUCUAUUCAUACAAGUGAACGAGAAGAUCAAGAGAUAUAUUAUGAACAUGAACAACCACAAAAAGAAAAAGAAAAAGGUGAUGAUGAUGAUGAAAUGAUGAUAAUGAGAAUGAUGAUGAUGAUGGAAUCCAAAGGUACAGAUCCUUGUGCUUGUUUAGAUGCCUGUGCCACCUCUCUUGCCUGUUUGGCUUCCUAUGUGGAUAAUACACAUGGAAGUGCAGCAGCCGUUUCAUCUCUUUUAUGUUCUCUUGCGGAAUCAUCAAAUGAAAAACAACGUUUACUCGCCGUUGUAUUAGUCUCACGUGUAAGUGGAUUACCAAAAGAUGAUCAUGUACGCGAAGUUUAUAUUUGGCCUCCACUCCUUACACUUAUGAAUGAUACGGUUUACACUGUACAGGAGGCGGCAGUAAUGGCGGCGGUAUCGAUGGUAACAGUCAUAACAACAGCCGCCACUCAAGAGAAAGUUCUCCGCACCGCAUUAGCGACGGUAGAAGCGGCUGGAUGUCCAUCUAAAUUGGCAGUGGCUUUUUUACGGCAUUGGUGUUCACUUAUGCGUGUGAUGCCGGCAGAACCUCAGGAGAAUCUCAUGUAUCCACAGUUAGCUAUUAUGAUUGAUCACUUAAAGAAUGUACUGUGUAAAAGUACUAGUACACCUUCCCUAUCUUCCCCCUCUUCUUCUUCCUCUUCACCGUCGUCAUUAAAAGGAGUUCAGACUUCUAUAAUGAAUAGUAAAGUGACGGAGGAUACAUUACAAGCCGUGUUGGAUGUUCUUGCGGCUAUUCCACAUUCAGCAGUCGUAACACCACAGUUAGUAAAGAGAUAUCUUAUUCCACGAAUUCAAUUAUUAACAUCAGUACCAACAUUAAAUGCAUCUAGUCGUUCACAACUUGUGAGUAUUGCGAAGGAGUAUGAUGCUGUAAUGGGAUCUGGUAGAGGAAUGCAAGGAGCUACAAAUUUUUUUGGUCGAGUACGGGAUGAAUUUAAGAAACGUUUCUAA
This is a messenger RNA of Trypanosoma theileri, 3327 nucleotides long. RefSeq lists its product as uncharacterized. The record is from RefSeq and is a predicted model, not a curated record. Gene Ontology annotation, cellular component: recycling endosome; trans-Golgi network. Gene Ontology annotation, biological process: intracellular cholesterol transport. The coding region runs from base 1 to 3327 and encodes 1108 amino acids. NCBI's taxonomy places the organism in Eukaryota, Euglenozoa, Kinetoplastea, Trypanosomatida, Trypanosomatidae. The transcript has a single exon.